Molecule: messenger RNA, 1131 nt
Organism: Musca vetustissima
Lineage: Eukaryota; Metazoa; Arthropoda; Insecta; Diptera; Muscidae
Exons: 5
Coding region: 16-1131 (371 amino acids)
Source: RefSeq, a predicted model, not a curated record
GAACACAAACAAAAUAUGGCUGAAAAACCAACUGUUUUAUUACUGGGAGGUUGCGGCUUUAUCGGACGCAACUUGCUGACAUAUUUGGUCGACAAUAACUUGUCCGCCGAAAUACGUGUGGUUGAUAAAACGCCUCCGCAAAUGGCUUGGCUGAAUGCAACACAAUCGAAGGCUUUCGACAAUGAAAAAGUGGACUUUUGCAGUGCUAACUUGAUAAACGCAAACUCCUGUAAAAAUGCAUUUGUGCCACACCCAACAACCGGUCGUUCUUGGGACAUAGUAAUUAACUGCGCUGCUGAAACUCGACCAAAUCAAACUGAUGCUGUUUACAAGGAGGGAAUUCUUAAGUUGAGCACGAACUGUAUCAACGAAUCCAUGAACAUUCAGUCAAAGCGUUAUAUUGAAUUAAGUUCUGGCUGUAUUAAUAGCUCCGAAAAGAGUCCUUUGAAGGAAGACUGUAAAACCGAUCCAUGGACAGCAGUGGCUAAACAAAAAUUAAAGGUGGAAAAGGAACUGCAAUCAAUGGAGAACUUUAGUUAUACCAUCGUCCGCCUUCCUAUUGUCUAUGGCAUUGGCGAUAAGCGUUACCUUAUGCCACGAAUUAUUAUUGCUGCCAUUUACAAACAUUUAAACGAAACAAUGAAAUUAUUGUGGAACGACGCCAUGCGACUUGCUACUGUUCAUGUCGACGAUGUCUGCGCCGCCAUUUGGCAGUUGGCUUUAAGUGAAAAAGCUAACCGAGAAAUUUACAACAUCGUAGACGAUGCGGAAUCCACCCAGGGCACAAUAAGUGAUAUUUUGGGAGAAAUAUUUUCCAUAAGUAUUGAUUACUUUGGCAUAGUGAUGUCAAAUCUCACCAAACUCAGCCUCUCGGAUACUGUGAGCGAAGUCAACGACAAACACAUGGAACCUUGGGCGGAAAUUUGCCAACAAAAUGGUCUGUCAAAUACACCCUUGACGCCUUAUUUAGAUGAAGAACAGCUCUAUCACAAACAUCUGAAUUUGGACAAUAGCAAGUUAAAAGAAUUCGGCUAUCAACUAAAACAUCCCAAGGUGACAAAAGAACUCGUCAAGGCCAUUAUUGAUGACUAUGUCGAGCAAAAACUAUUCCCGAAGUCGUUGACUUUUUAA